Apaloderma vittatum (bar-tailed trogon) is the source of this 952-nucleotide messenger RNA. Its product is annotated as phospholipid-transporting ATPase IA-like. The transcript is spliced from 7 exons. Gene Ontology annotation, molecular function: ATPase-coupled intramembrane lipid carrier activity; ATP binding; ATP hydrolysis activity. Lineage: Eukaryota; Metazoa; Chordata; Aves; Trogoniformes; Trogonidae. Gene Ontology annotation, biological process: phospholipid translocation. The record is from RefSeq and is a predicted model, not a curated record. Gene Ontology annotation, cellular component: plasma membrane. The annotation marks the transcript as partial.
GAUUUGGCAGACUUUCCUGAAAAUGUGAAGUACUGUUGGUUUUUACAGAUUUGACUGUAAAUUAUUCUAGUUCUGAAGAUUCUCUGAGAAAAGAACAAUUGCAUAAAUAGCUGUUAGGAAAUUACAGAAAGUUCAUGGACUCUGAUAAUUUAAAAUUAAGAAAUUUUUUUUUCCCUAAUAGUGAACCACAAGCUAUGUGCUACAUCGAAACAUCUAACUUAGAUGGUGAGACAAACUUAAAAAUUCGACAGGGUUUGCCACUAACAUCGGACAUAAAGGACAUAGAAAGCUUGAUGAGACUUUCAGGCAGAAUUGAAUGUGAAAGUCCAAACAGACAUCUCUAUGACUUUGUGGGAAAUAUCAGACUGGAUGGGCAUGGUACUGUUCCGUUGGGAUCUGAUCAGAUUCUUCUACGAGGAGCUCAGUUGAGAAAUACUCAGUGGGUUCAUGGAAUAGUUGUCUAUACAGGACAUGACACCAAACUUAUGCAGAAUUCAACAAGUCCACCUCUUAAAAUGUCUAAUGUGGAACGAAUUACAAAUAUUCAGAUUUUGAUUCUGUUCUGCAUCCUUAUUGCCAUGUCUUUGAUCUGUUCUAUUGGUUCAGCUAUAUGGAAUCGAAGGCAUACUGGAAGAGACUGGUAUCUUGAUCUAAAUUAUGGUGGAGCAAGCAACUUUGGAUUGAAUUUCCUGACUUUCAUCAUUCUCUUCAAUAACCUUAUUCCAAUCAGUUUGUUGGUUACGCUUGAAGUUGUUAAAUUUAUCCAGGCGUAUUUCAUAAAUUGGGACAUAGACAUGCACUAUGAACCUACAGACACUGCUGCAAUGGCUCGUACUUCCAAUCUCAAUGAAGAACUUGGCCAGGUCAAAUACAUAUUUUCUGACAAAACGGGUACCCUGACCUGCAAUGUCAUGCAAUUUAAGAAGUGUACUGUUGCUGGAGUUGCUUACGG